GGGAUAGUUUUGGGCUCUGGCUGGGAAGCGUGUUGCUUUGUGGGCUCAAUGAGAUCUCACAGCACGACCCUGGGGAUCAUUCUUGGGGAGACCAUCGCGUGUGCCAAUUUGUGUUGCUCAAAUCAAGUCAAAAUCAAAGCGUAUGGCUGGGGAAGCGAGAUCAAAAGAUCCCCCAAGCUGAUCGCAGUAGUGCUGCGAAAGAACCAAACAGUCCAAAAACCCCUGCAGACACUCGAGUAAAACCCAGUCCCAUCUGGGAGUAAAUGAGGGUGAAGGCGGGACUUUGGCUUGGGAAGUCCUGCCCUAAUUAUCUCUGCAGCCCAGAGAGUGCUUUGUCAGCACAUGGUCAGCGGGGUUGUGCCAGAAGCCUUUGCCGGAGUGUCUUAGCAGCACCAAGCAGGUAUUAAAAGCCUCAAGUACAGCAUGAACAAAUAUCUGCAGUAUUUAUUAACCACGGGGAGCUCAGAGCGAGGCUAUGAUCCCUACAACCCCGAGCUGCCCCAGCCCUCGCUGGAGGUGGAGGAUGGUGCUCUGGCUGACAUGACAGACGUGACACCCGGUAUUCUGGAGCUGGAGCUGGUCAACAAAGCCAUUGAGGCAGUCAAAAACGAAGUGGAGAGAGAGCAGAAGAAGUAUGAGGAGCUGCUAGAAACCACAAAGGAGUUGAGUGCUUCAGAGGCCUCCUCACUCAUUUCAAAUACACCUGUGUCAGCUGGUGGGACACAGAAUGAUUCAUUUACCUCCUUAGAGUAUAAUCCAGGUAGCUACAACUUUAAUAAUAACUCGGACUACAACCCUACUCCUCUGGCUGCUGCUAGCUGGUCAAGUAAAUACACUUUGGAUGCUUCCCGAUCUAAAGGGAGCUCACUGGAAUAUGUUCCCAAGGCUGUAAUACAGAAUAAAAAAUACAGUAGCACUGUUACUAACAGUAAAUAUGUGAUUGAUGACUCAAAGCCUUCUACAGACUUGGAAUAUGACCCACUUUCAAAUUACUCAGCGAGGCUUUUGAGCAAAGCUACGACAAACGAGCCAAAGGGGUCCAAAAGGGGUAGAGUGUCCAGUUAUGAGGAGUCUUACUCUCCUUCACGAAAGAGGUUCUGUGAAGAACUUGAUGAUGAUGAAGAAGUGUGUGCCAGGUUCUCUUCCUCUGAGGAUGAGGCUGAUGUGGAAUAUAAAGCAACUUCUGUUAGUUCCCAAUCAAAAGCUGGUUCUGAAAGUGAGUCAAGCGAUGGGUUAUCCCACACAGAGCAGAGCACCAAGGUGGAUGACUUUGUUUCCCAGGAUAGCAAAGAAACAGCAGUGCAGUAUGGCAUGGAAGGCCAUCCAAGGUCACAGAAAAACCUUGCUAAAAACUCAUCAGACAAGAGUGCAAAAGCAGGGAAAUUGUGUGCUGGUAAGAACGGGCAGGAGAUCGAGCAUAAAAACAAAGACUCAAAAGAUAAAACAAAAAGGAAGAAAUCAGAUGUUAGUAAAACACCUGGGCUAAAUGAGUUUGGUAAGAAGGAGAAAAGUAAAAGUACAGAAAAAGACAAAGUGCUCAAAAAAGAAGAAAAAUUAAAACCCAAGAAUGAGGAGAAAAACUGCAAAGAGAAAAGUGUCAAAGGGAAAACUGAUGGGAGUUUUAAGAAACCUGAAAAACACAAGUUGGAGAAAGCAGAUGGACUUAAGAAAGAAAAAUCCAAGUUGGGCAGCAGUAGUUCAGGGAAAAGCAAGAGUGAAAGUGUCAGCAAAGGCUCUAGCACAGAGAAGCUGGGGAGCAGCAAGAAAGACUCCAAGCUGAAAACAGGUGAUGUGAAAAAUGGCAAAGAAACCUCUGGUCAUAAAAACAAAGAGAAAGGGACCAAGACUCCGGCACUGGAGCGAAAGAAAGAAAAGGUCAGUUCUGUAGAAAAAGGAGAUCCAAAGAAGGGUCGGAAGCAGCAGAGUUUGAGUCAUGUUGAUCUGUUUGGUGAUGAGAGUGGAGAUGAUGAUGACAAAGGCAGGCCUUUGCCAUCCACGUUACUUGACGUGAGCUCGGACUCGGAUGGUGAUGACUGUGGUUCAGACUCGGAGAGUGAAAACGAAGGGACAAAGAAAGCGAAGCGCUCUAAGUUGUCAAAGUCAUCAUCAUCAUCAUCUUCCUCAACAUCUGAUGACAUUGAUUAUUCCAUCCUUGAGAAAGACUUGGACUUUGAAUCAGAUCCAAUGGAAGAGUGUCUCAGGAUUUUUAAUGAAUCUACAGAUGUGAAAACUGAAGACAAGGGAAGGCUGAGGAAACAGCCAUCCAAAGAGGAAGGAAAUGAAGAAAAGACAGAAGAGAAUUUAACUACCUUAUUUCCUGGCCAGAAAAGGAGGAUCUCUCACCUUGUCAAACAAGGAAAUGCUGAGGUCCCGAGCAAGCCCAUAGUGCGGCCGUACCGUCCCCCCACGGCUCAGGAGGUGUGUUACCAGAGGAUCCAGCUGGCUCAGCAGCAGGCAGCACAGCUGGCUGUGGCCGUGCAAAAGGCCUCUCUUUCCUUGCCAGGAGAAAAGAGGAGGAUUGCUCAUGUGCCAAAUGUAGCCCUCUCCGCAGCGGCCAAACAAAGCCUUGUGAGUAGUAAGACGUCUGCUGCUGGCAGGAGUGUCACACCUUCCAAUGACUCUGAAGCACCCACCCUUUCUUUGAAGGCUUGCACCUUAGCUGGGAUGGCUUCAAAGACCACCAGCACCAUCAUGCCGAAAAGGAUAGCACAUGUUCCCUCCUUACAGAGCACCAGCUUACAGAGGCCUGUUAUUCCCACAGAAUUUGGUGCUAAAGUCCCAACAAACAUUCGUCAAAGAUACCUGAAUCUCUUCAUUGAUGAGUGCCUGAAAUUCUGCUCUUCCUCCCAGGAAGCGUUUGACAAGGCCCUGUCAGAAGAGAAGGUGGCUUACGAACGUAGCACCAGCCGCAACAUCUACCUGAAUGUGGCAGUGAACACCUUGAAGAAGCUCCGAAGCCUGGUGCCCAAUUCCCCCAGCAGCACGAACAAGACAAGUAACAAGAAAGUGGUGUCCCAUGAAGCUGUGCUCGGAGGGAAGCUUGCUGCUAAGACGAGUUUUACUCUAAACCGGUCAGGGAGCUUGAGAGCAGAGGAUUUAACAGGGGCUGCCUUGUACCGGCGACUGAAGGAGUAUCUCAUGAGUGAAGAGCAGCUAAAGGAAAAUGGUUACCCAAUGCCUCACCCAGAGAAGCCUGGCCGUGCUGUCCUCUUCACUGCAGAGGAGAAGAAAACAACUGACUCAUCCUGCAGGAUAUGUUGUCGCUGUGGCACUGAGUACAUGGUCUCAGCAUCUGGAACCUGCAUUCGCAAAGAGGAGUGUGUCCAUCACUGGGGAAGGCUACGCAAGCAGAGAGUGCCAGGCGGAUGGGAAACUCAUUACAGCUGCUGCUCAGGAGCUGUGGGUUCACCGGGCUGCCAGGUUGCUAAACAACACGUCCAUGAUGGGAGGAAGGAGAGCCUUGAUGGCUUUGUGAAGACUUUUGAGAAGCUGCCUACAACUGAUGGCUACCCUGGAAUCUAUGCGUUAGACUGUGAAAUGUGCUACACUAAGCAAGGACUGGAGCUGACAAGAGUAACGGUGAUCAACUCUGACCUGAAAGUGGUAUAUGACACCUUUGUCAAACCAGACACCAAGGUGGUGGACUACAACACCAGGUUCUCAGGUGUGACAGAGGAGGACCUGGAGAACACUAGCAUCACCCUGCGGGAUGUCCAAGCCGUCCUACUGAACAUGUUCAGUGCAGAUACCAUUUUGAUAGGGCACAGCUUGGAAAGUGACUUAUUUGCACUAAAGCUUAUCCAUGGCACGGUGGUGGAUACCGCCAUCGUCUUUCCCCACCGCCUGGGUUUGCCUUACAAACGGGCUCUCCGGACACUGAUGGCAGACUACCUCAAGCGCAUCAUCCAGGACAAUGUGGAAGGGCAUGACUCCAGUGAAGAUGCCAGAGCUUGCAUGGAGCUAAUGGUCUGGAAGAUCAAAGAAGAUGCUAAAGUGAAACGAUGACUUGCGCUUUCUCCUCCUCCUGUUCCUCCUCCACCUCUCUGAAGCAGUGCAAUAAAUACUCAGAGUAACACUGUC
Neopsephotus bourkii (Bourke's parrot) is the source of this 4080-nucleotide messenger RNA. RefSeq names its product RNA exonuclease 1 homolog (gene REXO1). Gene Ontology annotation, molecular function: nucleic acid binding; exonuclease activity. Lineage: Eukaryota; Metazoa; Chordata; Aves; Psittaciformes; Psittacidae. The transcript has 16 exons. Bases 424 to 4005 code for a protein of 1193 amino acids. The record is from RefSeq and is a predicted model, not a curated record. Gene Ontology annotation, cellular component: nucleus.